Messenger RNA from Aspergillus wentii DTO 134E9, 2370 nucleotides. RefSeq names its product MRX complex nuclease subunit. Gene Ontology annotation, molecular function: DNA endonuclease activity; manganese ion binding; 3'-5'-DNA exonuclease activity. The record is from RefSeq and is a predicted model, not a curated record. Gene Ontology annotation, biological process: double-strand break repair via nonhomologous end joining; double-strand break repair via homologous recombination; meiotic DNA double-strand break formation. Bases 1 to 2370 code for a protein of 789 amino acids. The transcript has 2 exons. Gene Ontology annotation, cellular component: Mre11 complex; nucleus. NCBI's taxonomy places the organism in Eukaryota, Fungi, Ascomycota, Eurotiomycetes, Eurotiales, Aspergillaceae.
AUGCCUGGUCUGAACGAGGCGGAAACGAUCCGCAUCCUCAUCUCAACUGACAACCAUGUCGGAUAUAAUGAACGAGACCCUAUACGGGGAGACGACAGCUGGAAGAGUUUUCAUGAGGUGAUGUGCCUGGCAAAGGAACAAGAUGUGGACAUGGUGCUUCUCGCAGGUGACCUGUUUCAUGAAAACAAGCCGUCGCGGAAGUCUAUGUACCAGGUUAUGCGCUCAAUCCGGAUGAACUGCUUUGGAGACAAGCCAUGUGAGCUGGAAAUGCUCAGUGAUGCCAGUGAAAACUUCCAAGGAGCUUUCAACCACGUUAACUACGAGGAUCUCGACAUCAAUGUGGCGAUUCCUAUCUUUUCCAUUCAUGGUAAUCAUGACGAUCCUUCGGGAGAGGGUCAUCUGGCAGCACUGGACCUGCUACAAGUCUCUGGUUUGAUAAAUUACUACGGCCGGACACCAGAGUCAGAUAAUAUCCAGAUUAAACCGGUCUUGUUGCAGAAAGGGCGAACGAAGCUGGCUUUGUACGGAAUGAGUAACGUUCGAGAUGAACGACUAUUCCGGACCUUUCGAGACGGCAAGGUCAAAUUUUACCAGCCCUCCAUACAGAAAGAUGAUUGGUUCAACUUAAUGUCCGUUCAUCAGAACCAUCAUGCAUACACAGAGACAGGCUACCUUCCUGAGAACUUUCUUCCAGGAUUCCUCGAUCUUGUCAUUUGGGGCCACGAGCACGAAUGCUUGAUCAAUCCCAGGCUCAACCCCGAGACGAACUUCCAUGUCAUGCAACCCGGAUCAUCAGUCGCGACAUCUUUGGUCCCAGGCGAAGCAGUGGCCAAACAUGUGUCGAUUCUCAGCGUCACAGGUCGUGAAUUCAAAAACGAGCCCGUUCGUUUGAAAACAGUGCGUCCUUUUGCAACGAGGGAGAUUAUUCUCUCCGAAGAGAAAGGUGCUCAGAAAUUAGCUCGUAAAGAGAACAACCGCACUGAAGUAACACGAUUCCUCAUGGCUAUUGUCGAGGAACUCAUCGAAGAAGCAAAGGCCGAGUGGCUGGAAACCCAAGAUGACCUCGAGGAAGACGAAGAGCGAGAAACACCACUACCGCUAGUGAGACUGCGUGUUGAAAUUUCCACGCCGGAAGGAGGCAGCUAUGACUGCGAGAACCCCCAGAGAUUUUCGAACCGUUUUGUGGGCAAGGUUGCCAACGUGAACGAUGUUGUGCAAUUCUAUCGCAAGAAGAAGAAUACAACAACACGCAAAGGUGACAAUGCCGUUGACGAAGCCGCGAUGUCCCAGCUCUCGACUCUGGAUACGGUGAAAGUGGAGCAAUUGGUGCGCGAAUUUCUCUCUGCGCAGUCAUUAAGCAUUCUCCCGCAGAAUUCGUUUGGGGACGCAGUUGCUCAAUUCAUUGACAAGGAUGACAAGCAUGCUAUGGAAAUGUUUGUGAAUGAGUCGCUCGAAAGCCAAAUCAAGCACCUGAUGGCUUUAGAUCGCGAAGAUGAUGACAUGGACGACGAAGAAAGGGCCCAGAGCUCAUUACAGAACGCCAUGGAUAAAUACCGCAAUCAAAUGGAGGACAUGUUUUCCAAAGGAAUCAAAAAACGAACAACCCGAGGAAAGAAGCGCUUCAAGCCCAAGCCCGAUGGCUGGGACACGGAGUUUGACGGUGUCUGGGAGGACCAGCCAGGAGCCUUGAUCCAUUCCGAUAAUGAAGGUGACGAUCCCAACGAAGAAGAGGCGGCAGAAGAUGGCACAGAAAAAGGUGCUAGAGGCACGUCUACCCGUGCUAGAGGGAGAGGCCGAGGGGGAAGAGCAGCAGCAGCAACCACUAGUUCUCGCAAGACUACAACGACAACAAAGGCACCUGCGAAAAAGAGCACCCCAGCCAAAACUACUACAAGGGGUCGCAACAAGCCCGUAUCCGAUGACGAAGAAGAAGACGACGUUGUCAUGCUGGACAACGACGACGAUGACGAUGACGCCGUUGCCGCCGCUCUAUCCGACAUAGAAGAAGACGACGACUCACAAGCUCUAUUCGUCAAACAACCAUCCACAACAAGUAGAGCCCGAAAACCUGCUGCAUCAACGACCACCAGCCAGCGUCGGACCGCGCGGACCGCCCCCUCCCCCGCCCCCUCAUCAAACACCGUAGGAGGAACGGCGUCCCGUCGGUCCGCAGGCACCCGGGCAAAACCGACACAAUCAACGCUGAACUUUACGGGGUCACAAUCACAGGCUGGUGGGCGGGGUGCUGGAGCUAGUUCUGCGAGAUCAUCAGCGAGGCCCAGUCGCACGACCAGGAGCAUCAGUGUACUUAGUGAUGACGAUGACGACGAUGCAUUUGAGCCUAUGCCCAGUUCCGCGAGACGGAGGUAG